AUGGAAGAGCGGAGCAAUCUUGGUGGAUAUAAAAAUGGUGCAUCAGCUAGUGAGGACUCCGAGUCUUUGCCACCAGAAAUGGCUUACAGAGAAGCCUGCCGACGAAAAGCAGACCAUCUAGCCAGGUCGAAGAUCAACUCUGUAGUUGUAGGCCGACGUGGAGGAGGAGUAGAUGUAGAGGCGAUAAUGGUGAGAACAUUCGGAAUAUUAUAUAUUAUUAUCUCCCCUUUUGACUACCAUUUACAAUUAUCGAUGCUAUAA
Messenger RNA from Protopolystoma xenopodis, 261 nucleotides. Lineage: Eukaryota; Metazoa; Platyhelminthes; Monogenea; Polystomatidea; Polystomatidae. The record is from the annotation of a GenBank genome assembly.